This is a messenger RNA of Lentinula edodes (shiitake mushroom), 4315 nucleotides long. Its product is annotated as armadillo-type protein. Lineage: Eukaryota; Fungi; Basidiomycota; Agaricomycetes; Agaricales; Omphalotaceae. Gene Ontology annotation, biological process: protein dephosphorylation. The transcript is spliced from 12 exons. Gene Ontology annotation, molecular function: protein phosphatase regulator activity. The coding region runs from base 387 to 4076 and encodes 1229 amino acids. The record is from RefSeq and is a predicted model, not a curated record.
AAUUGUACACACACUCCCGCUACUGUCUACAUAUGUACACUCUGGAGUCUGGAACCUAGAGUACAUACGCAUAAAUCUACGGGAGCUCUGAUUGGUUACUAUACCUACGGCACCGCCGUCAGUGUGAGAAAGAAAGCGUCAUAUAUAUAAAUUUUUAUCAAAAGCCUUGAGCACAUGAUAUGACCUCAUUGACAUUUCAAUUUUCCCCUUCCGUAUUCAUCAAUUUGGAGCCUGAGUAUGUGUUGACUUUUUGUGCCGUUUCCGCCGCCGUUCUGCUCAUUCUCGGACAACAAACAAACUGUCGUUGUCGUUCAGACAUUUAUGUUGUCCAGCACGUUGUGCCUUGCUGUUUCGUACCUGCGUCAUAGCCCGUGUUAACUGUCCAAAUGUCAAGUACUGGGUCGUCUGCUACUUCGUCUGAUGAACAUCCACAAACAGAUACCUCUUCCAAAGCAAACAUGAAUUCCACGCUCACUGCUCGUCCGACACAUAUUACCAUGCCACCUUCUCCGUUCUCAAGCAUGAACAUGGCAUAUACGCCUUCACCCUCCCAUAGGCCUGAAGAUCCCUUUGAAAGUCCCAUGUUUUCUCCUCUCAUCUUUUAUACUGCCCCUUCGACGCCUAUCGUCGAAUCACCGGCCUCUCAGGCGCCACCACAAUUCCAGGGCCAGGAUCCGAAUUCUCCUCCUCUAACGCCCGUGACACACAUCGCCAUACCUCACGUUCUUCCACCAUCUUCACAGUCUCCCUUCUCUCUUCAUACUCCACCUAAUGGUUAUCCCCCUACCAUAUCUUACCCUUCGCCUAGCUCAAUGCCUUCUCCUGAAAAUGUAGUGCAUUAUCCCGCAUCGCCGCAAACGACGGAUGACUCGUUUCCAGAAACCUCAGAGCCUGUAGAUGAUACUACUUUAGACGACGAAGGUCUGAGCACUUUGGAGAGGAUAUAUCUUUACUCUCGGAGCAAAUCGUCUUUCCAUCGGGUCUUCAUCGCCAGUGCCCUGCCCGAGUUACUCAAACAGGUGACUCCACAUGAGGCGAUCGAGUACGUUUUACCGCUAUUGAAUACUCUGGCGAUGGACGACGACGAGAUGGUCAAGGAGGCCUUUUCCUCAAAGUUAGUUACCAUCAUUUGGUGGUUUUUUACUCGUUGUCAAUUGACCCCGGGCGACAUAGUCGACGAGGACAGUCUGAACCCUCCUGAGUUCCAUGAUCACGAGGGUAUACCGACGAUUUCUGUACAGGCUUUCACCCCAAUCCUGGGAACAUUAUUGCUUAGCCCUAACGUAUUAGUGGGUGGGGCCACCAGGUAUGCUGUCGUUGCUUUAUUAGGACGGAUAAAACGAGUCAAUGCCAUGGAAUCGAAACCCGGAUCGGAUUCCCCGAAUGUGCAAAUUCCUCGUCUUAAUGAAGUCGCGAACUCGCAGAAUUUUUCGGUUGGCUCCCUUGCGGAAAUUGAUGAUGAAGAAGAAAUCGUCAUAGGUUACUUCGGUAAAGAAGAGCGCUCUCUUUUUCAGAAGGAGAUUCUGUUUCAAGUCGUCGUUGGCAUGGGUCGACUCGACAGCGACGAGCUGGAUGCUGAAUCUACUGGAGAACGAGAUCAACAUGCGAUAGGUAGCUCACCGUCAGAUUCUGGUGCUGCAUGGCAGACACAUACGGGAAGAACGGAUUUGGAACCACAAAUAGACAUUGUCAUUGACGAAGCGGAGGCCCCGACUCAGCAGCCACCGCAAGGAUUCCAGAUUAUCAGUCCCCAACGUGAGGCACCCGAUACCGAAUUAGCUCUCUCCCAAGUGGAUGCUAAGGCUAUAUCACAAACCAACAAUCCUUAUUUUCCACCGCUUCCAUCAUCUGGCUUUACACAUAUUAAAGUCACGUCCAGUGGGUCGCCGAUGAGUACAUCGAGUUCAGGAUCUUCAAGCUCCACUCCUAGCUCGACGACGGACACAAGUGCAAGUGGCUCCGAGUCUAGUUUUUCUCCACAUAGCAAUAUCUCGCCCAGGAUAUCUACUUCGUCUCCUUCUCCUAAUUCUUCAUCUAGCUCUACUGCAAGAGCCUCAAGUUCUCCUUCCAUGUCCCCACCUCCGCCCUUCCCCACCGGAACCGACACAACCCCGUUCGCCCGGCCAGCUUCUCCUUCGAGCCAUCGAUCCGACUUUGACAUGUUCUCCAGUGGAAGUACUGCUGAUCCAUUCAACUCCAACUCACCUGUCACACUGAACGGACUUUCUCCCCCUUCUAGCUAUAGACCCGAUAUUCACGCGUUUCCGCAUGAAAGUAAUUGGCCUCCCUCCCCAUCUCGGUUCCAGCGGCAGGACACAAACGCUUUUGGCGCAAACAUCUCAGCUGACGUGUCAAUGUCAUCGCCGAGCAUUAACAGUGACAUUCAAUCAUAUGAUGAACUUGAUGAAGAAGGAGAAUACGACCAAGCCACCAUUGGUCGUCUUAGUAGCAUGAGCCUUGUGGCCGCGGUAGCUGCGAGUGGAUAUUUGGAUGAUCAGUCAACCGAUAUUUUCGUGUCCGAGGUUGCGCGUGUUUCUCAGGAUCCUGUCUACUGGGUUCGCCGGGAAGCGUGCUUUGCUCUUGGAGCAUUAGCCAAGAUAGUACCUGCGGAAGUCGUUCAGCUCACCUUAUUGCGCACGUUACAGACUCUCGUCGUUGACCCAGUACAUCACGUCCGGCAUUCCUCGCUAUUUGCUCUUCCCACUAUACUCGGACGUCUCCCGUUAGGUCAGCGACGACAGAUGGCUUUGGACAUCAUCAUACCUAUGAGCAUGGACGAAUCAGCUGACGUACGUGCCGGCGUCCUCGAGGCACUCGGAGAGGUCAUCUACACGUUUCAUGAGGAGGAUAAGUUAAAAAUAGACCACAAUUUUGCUGACACUGAAAUGAAGGAGAGUCAGACUCCGCCCGAAGAGUUAUUGAAGAUGUUCCUUGGACGGACACAGGAUCGCCGCAUCAUAGACGGUCAGCAGCCGCUUGCCUUCGAAGAGGAGGAGCGGGUCAAGCCAGUUAGGCGUAUCGUUGACAAACAGAAGGCUUCGGAAGCUUUUUACACCGACCCCAACCGACCCUUAAUUUGUGCAUUUAAUUUCCCCGCUGUCGCGCUGACCGUUGGACGGACACGGUGGGCUUCUACCCUGCGAGAUACAUAUCUGUGGCUCGCUGAAAGCAGUAUCCCUGGGGUCAAGCGUACUCUUGCUGCAUCUCUGGGAGAAAUGGCGAAGAUAAUAGGCGAAGAUCAUGCUCAACAGGAUCUCUUGCCCGUCUGGGGUAAUGCGUUCCGUGUCCCAGAGGAUGAUGUGCGAUUGAAAUUGAUUGACUGCCUUGCGCCUUUUAUUGUCGCACUUCCGCGUAAUGGCCGGCUCGAGGUCUUCAAUGCGUUACUGGAUGCAUGGUCUUCGGGAGCCUUCACCUCGUGGCGUGAAAGGGAGGGUAUUGCAAAGAGCUUGAAUGAUCUCUUAAGCGUCGGCGGCUUAGAGGUGACACAGGUAGUCGCAAACUUGUUGAUGUACGCAUUAGCGGAUACAGUGAACACUGUAAGGGAGGCUGCGAUAACCAACCUUCCAGGUCUUUGGAUGACGUUCAAGGGCAGGAACUUCCUGGACGGUUUACGUUCUGACUUUUUAGCCAUGGCUCGUUCUGAAAUAUCGCGGAGAAGAAUGACAUACAUCGCUUGCCAGCAAGUCCUUCUUCUCCCCAGAUCAGAGGGGGGUGAUCCUCCAAUGAAAAUUGAUGACGAGCUAUGUCGUACUCUCUCAUCUCUUGCUUCUGAUCACAUUGUCGGCGUCCGUAUCGGUGUGGCCAGAGUAAUUGGGUUCAUCAACGACCAAUUGAGAAAGAACGCCAAGUCGGUUCCUGCAUCUCUUGUGGAUGUGAUCCAUGUUCUUUCCCAAGACAGCUCGAAUGAAGUAAGGUCAUAUGUUGCAGACUGCCUCGUCGAGGGUCCUCCAAAGGGUAGUUUGCAUUCUGGAAGCUAUCAAGAGAUUACCAAACUAAGAUCCGUGUCUGCCGCUGCGACUGCCUUGACCUUUUCGAGACCGCCUCCUGCACGGAAGAUGGUGUCUUUGGCUAGUUGAUGACGAUUUAUCCACCCUCAAAUAAGACCCCGCUCCGCGGUCGUGCACUAUCAGGGCUUCACCCAUUUAGCAAGCCCGAUUAUGUGGGAUGUGCACCGACAUGAUAACGCGGUUGUUCGUCGACGGUUGUGUUGCGCAUAGAGAUCCUGCUUCCUUGUGCUUUAGUAAUUAUUGUACAGAUACCGUAAUACAGACUUAUAUAUUGGAUUAUGGAUCAUGUUACAGCGUGUUCGGAAAAU